This is a messenger RNA of Sphaeramia orbicularis (orbiculate cardinalfish), 2085 nucleotides long. Its product is annotated as hematopoietic progenitor cell antigen CD34. Gene Ontology annotation, cellular component: membrane. Bases 150 to 1151 code for a protein of 333 amino acids. Gene Ontology annotation, biological process: cell adhesion. NCBI's taxonomy places the organism in Eukaryota, Metazoa, Chordata, Actinopteri, Kurtiformes, Apogonidae. The transcript has 8 exons. The record is from RefSeq and is a predicted model, not a curated record.
UGGUGCUUUAUCCACCCUGUCCCGCUCUGGGUAAAAGGAAACCCUAAACUCUCCGGCUCAACCAGCUUCACCCUCUUCUCAUUUCUUUCCCUCCCUUUUCACACACCCUCAUCACACACCCGUCGGACGUGUGCGCACUCAGGACAAGAAUGGCAGCAUCAUCUGCACCAACGACAAACAGCCCCUACAAAAUGAUGGCUUUCGCUUUGCUUCUAUUACUCUGCAACGGAGCCAUGGCACAGGAAGAUGAAGCAGAGGCACCAACACCUGCUUUGGCAGAGGGAUAUGUACGAGGAGAUAUGAUACCACGGACAACUGUAGCGCCUGAUACAGGUGAUUCACAAGAACAAGUCCAAGUUCUGCCCAGUUUGGAGCCCACGGACAAUAAUGAGUCCACACCAGGGGCAGCAGUGACUGAGGCAGCUCCAGAGGAAGCAGGUGGCAAGGGGACCGAUUUUACAGUGCAGGUUCUGACUGACAAACCCACUGUUGUAGAACCUCCUGCCAGAGGCGACGGCAUACCACAGCCAGUUCCACAAGACGAUGUGGUCUGUGUCAGCAAAGAAGCCGUUCAGGACAAAAACGCUGUCAGUCUGAAACUCAGAGCAGUGUCCAACUGUGAAGACACAAAGAUGAGGAUUCAAAGCGUUCUGAAGGAGUUGUGUGGUGAAGACUGUAAACUACAGCUGUACCAGGAGGACAACACAGAUGAAAUCCUUGUCUCUGGACAGUAUGUUGAAGCUGAUGUUGGAGGCAUGGCCAACAAGUUUGACAAUGACAACAUUAAAGAUAAGACCAACGUGGAGGAGGCCGUUCCUCGUUGGGGAAAGAACUCUAAGUUGGUUCUGGUUUCCUUGCUGCUGGCCGGUCUGCUGCUGGCUGCGCUGCUGGUCGCUGGAUAUUACCUCAAAACCCACCGCAAAAACUCCAAAGGAGUCAGACUGGCUGAGUCUUUCCAAGUGGACGAGGAGAACCAAGCCAACACUCUGGUGUCAGUGGCCCCCCUUCCUCAGGAGCCCCUCGACAAACCCACCGCCAACGGAGAAUCUCCUCCAGAAAAUGGGACCAACCCGGCCCCCACCCCCGCUCCGGCUCCCACCACUAACGGACACUCUGCCACCCAGACCCCAGUGGCCGACACAGAGAUGUGAAUACUGACACCGACUGCCUCCUGUUAAACCCUUCACCCACUGGGACACCUGCAAACCCUCACCCUCUGCUGCCUCAGAGACCGUCCACACACUGAGAGAAAUUCAACACAAAUCCAUUGCAUGAAUGACCCCACCACCACCCCACUCCACCCUUUCCUCAACUCAGCCUGCGCCUCUAGGGAUGCCAAUGAGAACGACGAUGAAACUCGUGACUCUGACCAUAUCAGACAAUGCCUGUAAUGUGAAAAGUUUUGGGAACGCUGACCUUCGCCGGUGUCAAAAGGAGCCUUCAUAUGCUGUAUUCGGGACUGAGACUGAUGAGCAGGGCACUGAAUAGGCUUCAUUUGUUGCCCUGAGUUCAGUCUUGUAGUAACAAUCAUUGUACAAUUACCAAAAUAAUGUCAAAUAUGUGAAGAGCAGUGAAUGCAGUAUUUGUCUAAACCACAACUGUGGUGCCACACAAACCAAUGAAACCAGGCAGUUGAAAGGAGACCAGUUUUUGUACUGUUGUAAAAAGGACUUACACUCACUGCUUGUUUGUUUUUUUUUGUUUUUUUUUUGUAUAAUUGAUUCAGGAUGUGUUUUCUAUUUUUUGUAGCCUCUAUACUUCCACAAACCUUGUUAAGACCAAAUAAAGUUUGAGCAGGGCAAUAAAGAAAAAAAGUCAAAGGAUCUAUUAAGUUUGAAUUUUCUGUAAUUUACUAUGUUUUACCACAGUUGUUGCCAAACUAUAAAGUGUCUCCAUAGAAAGGUUGCUUGUAUUCUUUAUAGAAACCGCAUUAGCAAGUGAGCUUAGAUACUUUCUGACCUCUGUGCAAAUUUUAAUUGGGAUAGGCUGUAAAGUACAUUUCUAUUUUACAUGUUGGUUUUAAUGAUGACAUUAGUGUACAGAUUUUUCUUGAACAAAUCCAGACUUUUCCUAAUGUCACCACUG